ACAGAGACAAAUACACAAAGACACAGACACACACAUCCACGUACAAAAACAGACACAUACACGUACAUAAACAGACACAUACAUACGUACAUAUAUACUCACAGACACACAAGUACAUACAUACAUAGCCACACGCAGCCAUAUAGAUACACAGAAAUAUACUUACAAACACAGCACGCAUACACCCACACAUUCACACAACACACAUUCAUAGAGAUCUGUCAUUAGCACGGGUGUUGGAAAUAGGAGACAUCAUCCACGCGCCAGCUAACGGCUUCUCCCUUCUCGUUCCAAACCCUUAAUCGACACCUGCAUUGCAGUGCCCCCCACCCCCAUGGUUCUGCGCCGCAAGUACAGCGUGCGGGGGGGCGGUGCGGCGGCGGCGCUCAUCGCCGAGCAUGGCGACCUCUACCGCUCGUACCGCGGCAGCCAGCAGCAGCCGCUGCUGCUCUCGUUGCUGCUCAUCCUCGCCGCCACGUGCCUCGCUCUGCUCGUGCUCACCUUCGCCACCGAGAAGACCCCGUCCAUGCAGGUGAUGUUCCUGGCCACGGUGAGCGCUGGACUGGCCAUCUUCAUGCUGCUGCUGCCGCUGGUCGCGUGCUUCGGGGACUCGCUGCGUCGCUCCGCCCCGCUCCCCUCCGUCGUCGUGUGGGCCCUUAUGAUGGCCGGGGCCUUCCUCUUCAUGUUCAGCAGCGGAGUGGUGGUCUCGGCCUGGGACCAGGUAUGGAUCUUCCUCUACAUCAUCUUCGUGAGCUAUACAAUGCUGCCACUGAGGCUCAGGGAGGCGGUGAUCGCGGGGUCGGCGACGUGUCUCUCCCACAUCAUCACGACGGCGAUCUACGUGGGGUUGCGAACCGCCGACCGCGGGAUCCUGGCCCGGCAGCUGGUGGCGAACGCGGUGAUCUUUGUGUGCGGGAACCUGGUCGGCGCCUACCACAAGUGGAUGGUAGAGCUGGCGCUGCGGCACACCUACAGCGAGACCUACAACUACGUGUACAGCAAGGCGCAGCUUGAGGCUGAGAAGCGCAGACAGGACUGCCUGCUGCUGUCGGUGAUCCCCACCCACGUGGCGUCGGAGAUGAAGGGAGACAUCUUGCUCAAGUUCCGUGGGCCCCAGACCCCAUGGCUCGAGAAGUCCAACUUCCACAACCUCUACGUGAAGCGGCACAAGGACGUGAGCAUCCUGUACGCAGACAUCGUGGGCUUCACGCAGCUGGCGAGCGUGUGCACGGCGGCGGAGCUCGUGGGCGUCCUCAACGAGCUCUUCGGCCGCUUCGACAUGAUCGCUAAGGAGAACGCAUGCAUGCGGAUCAAGAUCCUGGGCGACUGCUACUACUGCGUGUCGGGGCUGCCCAUGCCGCUGAGAGAGCACGCGCACAACUGCGUGCGCAUGGGACUCAACAUGUGCCAGGCGAUAUGGCAGGUGCGCGACAACACGGGCGUGGACAUCAACAUGCGCGUGGGCGUCCACUCGGGCAACGUGCUGUGCGGCGUCAUCGGCCUCCGCAAGUGGCAGUACGACGUGUGGUCACACGACGUCACGCUCGCCAACUACAUGGAGGCCGGAGGACUGCCCGGUCGAGUUCACAUCACGGAGGCGACGCUGGGAUUUCUGGGAGACGCGUUCCUCGUGGAGCCGGGCAAUGGGGGGGAGCGCAACGCGUACCUCCGCGAACACGGCAUCAGCACCUACUUCAUCAUCGACCCCAAGGCUCAGCGGGUGGGCGAGCGCCGCGUCAGCUUUGUGGAGGACGCGAGCUCCCGUGGGCGCACGUCGGUGCGCGUCACCAACUACCUGGGCACGUGGGGCGCAGCCAAACCCUUCACCCUGCUCGGGCACCGCGAGAGCAUCGUCCCGGAGAGCAAAGACAAGGGGAUUCCGCUCACGCCAGCCAACGGCAACAAGAAGCUCCACAGGGCAAAGUCACAGAAGAUGGUUGAGGACAGAGUUCGGCAGAAAAUGACCCAAGAAAUUGCGGCUAUCAACUCACAGUGGCAUUGCACACAAACGGAGGAAAUUAACCGCGUCUCGCUGUGGUUUGAUGAAGCGGAUCUGGAGAAGAAGUACCGGAACACGGCCCUGCCACAUUUCCCGUUCUACAUCGGUUGCGCCACCCUGGUGUUUGGCAGCGUCUUCGCCGUGCAGAUGCUGCUGUUUCCCAGGACGGUGCCGUUCGGGAUCUCGUGGGGCGUCUCCGCCUUCAUCAUCCUCCUCGUCCUCGCCACGGCCAUCGCGGGGAAGCUGAUGGGCCGUGACGCGGCGUGGGCACGGGACGUCACCUCGUUGUCGUCGUGGGGCCUCUGGCUGCGCCUCGUCCUCACCGUCCUCGCCACCGGCACCGUCCUCGUCAUGGCCGUGCUCAACAUGCUGCUGCUGCCCCAGGAUUCUGUGUGCGCCCCAGGGUCCAGCAUCACCGCCGAGUGCGGAUACCUGCCCUACGCGGUCUACUGCUGCCUGCUGGGCCUGGUGAGCGUCUGCGUCUUCAUGCGCGUCAACCAGGAGCUCAAGCUCCUGCUGUUGGCGGCCGCCGUGGCGGCGUAUGUGGCGAUCCUGCUGCGCACACACGCGCUCCAGCUCGACGCCUUCACCUGCUCGCUGUACGCCGAUGGCGCCACGGCCGCCAACAGCACCGGUGCGGCCUGGUGCUCCGCGGCGGCGGCAGGGAACGCCACGGCGUCGCUCUACCCGAAGGGCAUCUCCGUGCUCAAGGACAUAAAGAUCAUGGGCGUGGUGGCUAUCUUUGUCUUCCUCGUCACCCUCGUCUUCCUCGCCAGACAGAACAACUACUACUGCCGCCUGGACUUCCUGUGGAGGACGAAGUUCGAGAAGGAGAGGGAGGAGCUGGAGAUGAUCGGGAACGUGAACCGAGUGCUGCUGCAGAACGUGCUCCCCGCUCACGUCGCCAACAUCUUCCUCAAGAUGAAGAUGCCCAACGAGUACCUCUACAACCAAGCGCACGAGGCCGUGUGCGUCCUCUUCGCCUCCAUCCCCGACUUCAAGGAGUUCUACAACGAGACCGACGCCAACAAGGCCGGCCUCGAGUGCCUGCGCCUCCUCAACGAGAUCAUCGCCGACUUCGACGAGCUGCUGUCAAAGCUCAAGUUCAGCGGCGUGGAGAAGAUCAAGACGAUCGGCAGCACGUACAUGGCGGCCGUGGGGCUCAACCUGACGGCCGGACACGACCACGCGCAGAUGAAUGUGCGGGAAGAGGAGGAGCGAGGCAAUGCGCACGUGGGGCUCGCGCUGGAGUUUGUGCUGGCCAUGAUGAGCGCGCUGGAGCAGAACAACCGCCACUCGUUCAACAGCUUCAAGCUGCGUGUCGGAUUGAACCACGGGCCGGUGAUCGCGGGGGUGAUCGGUGCUGAGAAGCCGCAGUACGACAUCUGGGGGAACACGGUGAACGUGGCAAGCCGCAUGGAGAGCACGGGCACCGUGGACCGCAUCCAGGUGACGGGCGAGACGGCCCAGGUGCUCGUGUCGCUCGGCUACUCCUGCGAAAGCCGCGGCAGCAUCAACGUGAAGGGCAAAGGUCGCCUGGAGACGUUCUACGUGAGCGUGGACACUUCGCGAGCCCCGGGGUCGCUGCCCGGCUCGGCGGCCCCCCGCAACCUCGUCGGCUUCAAUGGCAAUGGAGCACCCUGAGCGGACAAUGUCCACGGAGGUGCCUCGGUUGGCCCGGAUCCCAGAAUCGGAUAAUUUGAAGGAGCCCUUUGUCACUUGCAUGAUGAACUCUGCCCGUCCCGUGCAUACGUGCGUUACUGCAAUGUGUGGAGUCCGGCAAGGGACGGACGGACGGAUGA
Molecule: messenger RNA, 3801 nt
Organism: Lethenteron reissneri (Far Eastern brook lamprey)
Lineage: Eukaryota; Metazoa; Chordata; Hyperoartia; Petromyzontiformes; Petromyzontidae
Product: adenylate cyclase type 2-like
Biological process (GO): adenylate cyclase-activating G protein-coupled receptor signaling pathway; cAMP biosynthetic process; intracellular signal transduction
Cellular component (GO): plasma membrane
Molecular function (GO): adenylate cyclase activity
Source: RefSeq, a predicted model, not a curated record